AUGCCUUCAGAGUUCAUCACCAUACGGACUCUUCUGCCGACGAUUCCAAUCCCCCCGAAUAGUGCACGACCAGCAAUAACUACUAGCCGAUUACUUCUCCGAGCCUUAGAGACAACUGACCUAGAGGCACUGUACACCUUGCGAACUCAAGAGGAAGUUAUGGUAUGGACAUCAACCGGUCAUAUCGAUAAAAACAUCGAAGACACAAAAGGCAAAUUGGAAUUCUUUCUCCCGCCCAAUGAUGCAACCACGGCAAACUGCGCCAUCUGCUGGAAAGAGACGGGUGAGUUUAUCGGCAUAGGUGGUUGCCACCUCUACGUCGGCUCCCACGGAUGGCCUGAACUGGGCUAUAUGCUACGGAAGGAGGUCUGGGGCCAUGGGCUCGCGACUGAGUUUUUGAGUGCCUGGCUACGCUUUUGGAGCGGGUUACCUCGGUCGGAGCAGGAGAUCACCGUCCACAAAUCCACAGUGAGAAGCGGUGUUCAAGAGCAAAUUACCGCCGUAACAGAUUCACGGAAUGCUCCAAGUCAGCAUGUUUUACUGAAAUCUAGCUUUGAGAAAUUCCGGGAGUAUACCAAGGCUGAUGGUAAUGAAUCUGAUGGGUUGAUCAGGCUGGUCGCAUUCCGCUACUUUCCGUUGAAGGAGACUUGA
Messenger RNA from Penicillium taxi, 651 nucleotides. Its product is annotated as GNAT family N-acetyltransferase. Gene Ontology annotation, molecular function: acyltransferase activity, transferring groups other than amino-acyl groups. Bases 1 to 651 code for a protein of 216 amino acids. The transcript has a single exon. NCBI's taxonomy places the organism in Eukaryota, Fungi, Ascomycota, Eurotiomycetes, Eurotiales, Aspergillaceae. The record is from RefSeq and is a predicted model, not a curated record.